GCACGCUGGCAGGACAAAUUCAAUUGAAAAUUUUAUUUUCAUUAUCAAAGUCCCACUAUUUGGACAGUCCAUUCCAUAUGCUUGUCGUGCUAUAUACUUCAAUUUCCGACACCUGUACAACUUUCUAUGCUAAUCUUGUUCUAUCUUCAUCACCUGUACAAAUUCUUUGUAUUCCCCUAUCAUAAGUCCCAAAGUGAAAGUUAACUAAAUCCACACAUUAUCUUUUUAUGCAUGCCUAUUACUUGCUUCCUCAGAAUUCAGAAAAACCCCAUGUUCCUUUUGCAUUAUAUCUUCUUCUCCGAUUUCAAGAAUUACUCAAAAUGGGGGAUGGCAUGUUUCAAGAUCAAUGGUUUAGAUGUGGUAGUAAUAUGGAGGAUAAAGAUCAUUCUUUAUGUACGAUCACUGAAGGCAAUCAAGAUCGUUGUGAAACAUACAACAAUAAUAGCCCUUCAUCUUCGUCCGUUGUAGAAUCAACGAUCUCAAAUGCAUCUUGUUCUUCUUCGCUUGAAACAAUGGAUGAUGCAUCCUCAUCCACUUCAUGUACUUCGUCUUUGUACGAUUUAUCAAACCUUAUGGCGCAAUUACCUAUCAAGAGAGGGCUUUCCAAGUACUACGAGGGUAAAUCAGAGAGUUUUACAAGAGUGACAAUUGUAGAAGAUCUUCCAAAGAAAGAAACUCCCUAUAGUAGGAAAAUGAAGGGGUGCAAGAGCUAUGGAGCUGGCCUGGAUCCUUAUUACAAGUCAUACACUCUUCCUAAGGCAACCAUAUUGAAGAAAGCUUCAAGGAGAUCAUUUUUAUCAUCUUGUUUUAAUAGAAAGGCAAAUUCUACUAUAAGCAGGAGCAGGUCCCCUCUAAUUCCUGUGCAAAGAACCUAGUUUGUUUAUUAGAUAUAUAUCAUCACCUUAGUAUAUUAACCUUAUUCCUUUUAACUAAAAGACAAAAGGGAAUUAAGAUAGAGACGUUCUGUAUAUUAACUUUUGAAUAAUAUAUUUGCGGCUUUGUGGAAA
This is a messenger RNA of Nicotiana attenuata, 1007 nucleotides long. RefSeq lists its product as uncharacterized. The transcript is spliced from 2 exons. NCBI's taxonomy places the organism in Eukaryota, Viridiplantae, Streptophyta, Magnoliopsida, Solanales, Solanaceae. The record is from RefSeq and is a predicted model, not a curated record. The coding region runs from base 228 to 875 and encodes 215 amino acids.